Messenger RNA from Sorex fumeus (smoky shrew), 458 nucleotides. It is a transcript of the gene RAMP1, whose product is annotated as receptor activity modifying protein 1. The coding region runs from base 6 to 458 and encodes 150 amino acids. The record is from RefSeq and is a predicted model, not a curated record. Gene Ontology annotation, cellular component: membrane; cell surface; signaling receptor complex. The transcript is spliced from 3 exons. Gene Ontology annotation, biological process: cellular response to hormone stimulus; protein localization to plasma membrane; intracellular protein transport. Gene Ontology annotation, molecular function: coreceptor activity. Lineage: Eukaryota; Metazoa; Chordata; Mammalia; Eulipotyphla; Soricidae.
GCACCAUGGCCACGGCCCCCGGCCAGCGCGGCCUCCCUUGGCGCGGCCUCUGCCUGCUCCUGGCCCACCACUUCCUGGCGGCGGCCGCCUGCAGGGAUGCCGAAUACCGCCCGGUCCUGCAGGAGCUCUGCCUCGCGCCCUUCCAGGCCCACAUGGACGCUAUCGGGCAGGCGCUGUGGUGCGACUGGGACCAGACCGUGAGGAGCUACUGGGAGCUCUGGAACUGCACCCGGCAGGUGGCCGGGCAGCUGGGCUGUGCGUGGCCCGGCGCGGCCGUGGACCGCUUCUUCGUGGCCGUGCACCGCCUCUACUUCCAGGCCUGCCCCGCCACAGGCCGGGCCGUGCAGGACCCGCCGGGCAGCGUCCUCUGCUCCUUCAUCGCGGUGCCUGUGCUCGUGACACUGCUGGUGACGCUGCUGGUGGCCUGGCGAAGUCAGCGCUCGGAGGGCGUGGUGUAG